This is a messenger RNA of Amborella trichopoda, 2966 nucleotides long. RefSeq names its product CCCH-type zinc finger family protein. The record is from RefSeq and is a predicted model, not a curated record. Gene Ontology annotation, molecular function: mRNA binding; metal ion binding. Lineage: Eukaryota; Viridiplantae; Streptophyta; Magnoliopsida; Amborellales; Amborellaceae.
UUAUACAGCGUAGAACCCACAGGAAGCCGCCCUCUAGAGAGAGAAAGGGAGAGAGCGAGGGGUUAAUCUCUUAUCAUGUGGGAGAGAGGAGAGAGGAGGGACAUGUCCCCCUCUUAAUCAGACGAACAUUGGAAGAAAGAGAGAGAGGGGAGAACGCGAGAUGGGUCUGUUAAAACUAUCUUCAGAUCCCUUUGCCCUUAAAGUUCCUUUUUCCGCAGUCAUCAUCCCUUCUUCUGCAACAUCUGACCUUUUCUUUUAGGUCAGGAGCUGACGCCUCCAUUUAACUCUGGUUAUUCUUUAGAUUUGGAGGUUUUGUUUCAAGAAUAAAGAACUCUGGUUAUUCUUUAGAUUUGGAGGUUUGUUUCAAGAAUAAAGAACCCUGGUUAGUCGUUAGAUUUGGAGGUUUUGUUUCAAGAAUAAAGGCAUGGAGGACGAGGCUAUCAAGCGGAACACCGAUUGUGUGUACUUCUUGGCGUCACCAUUAACCUGCAAAAAUGGAAGUGAAUGUGAAUUUCGCCAUAGUGAAAGUGCUAGGGUGAACCCCAGAGAUUGCUGGUUCUGGCUGAAUGGUAACUGCUUGAAUCCGAAAUGUGCGUUCAGGCAUCCGCCUCUUGAUGGCCUUUUGGGAACUACAGGAAUGCCAACAGCAAACUCAUCAGCACUUGCUUUACCUCCUUCAGUGCCAACCCAAACUCCUCUCCCUGCUGCUGCUGCUUCCACCAAGCAAAUUACCCCUUGCAUCUUCUUCCGAAAAAGGCUUUGCUUAAAGGGUGAUAAAUGCCCUUUCUUGCACAUAAACCCUUCGUCUUCAGGCAGCCAAGCUACACCGCCUUCUGUUAAAGCUGGCUCUACUGUAACAGAUCUUCCUCAGCCUCUUAAGGCACCCUCAAAUGCUAAUGGACCUGAGAUACCCAACAUUCAUCAGAGAAAUUCACCUAACUUUCCGUCAAAAAACUCUCCACCCAAGUUUACAAAGCCUUCACCUAAUUUGGUGAAGCUUUCUCCUCCUAAUUUUGCAAAGCCCUCUCCACCUAAAAAUACCUCACAAAACAGCACACCUGGAGGGAUUCCUCCCGUUUCGAAACCUGCCAUGGAUGUUGAAUCUUCCCCCCAAACUGGUGUUACAGUGAGGAAAGCUAUGGUGCACAUUGAUGAAUUUGGAAGAUCAAAGGCAACUAUUGCUCCAAUGAGCUGUGGGAACCUCAUUAACCGACUUCAAGUGCACCAUUCUCGUGGAUUGGAUUAUAAUGGCAGGGAACCAGGUGAGUUCUUUAGCGAAACUUCUCCUGGUUUUGAUGUUCUUGUUGAUGAGCAACGUGAAGAAUCAGAUUAUAAGGAUUUGGGACGAGGAAGGCGCAUAAGUUCUCUGCAUGCAUUCAGUUACCCUCAGUCCUCGCAUGUUGAUUGGAAUGCUAAUCCAGACAGAGAAGCUCGAACCCCACUAGAUAGAGAAACACGGGGCCAUAUCAAUGCAUACGAUUCACAUGGGAGGGCGAGGGAUUGGUUGGGAAGGGAGCAAAGUGGGGCCUCUAUUGAGAAAAACAUAGAGAGGAGGCCUUCCGUUGUGUCAGAGAGGAGGAUAGUAAGAGAGGAGAGCCCUGAUAGAGUGGACACAUUCGAUUUGCGCCAGCAAAUUUCAAAGCGAAGAAAAGUUAAUGGGUCAAGAUCAGUGGUUAGCCCUUCGAGAGGGCACGGUGAGAUGCAUCAAAGGGAAGAAGGCUUGCUUGAAGAGCAAAAGUUCCCUCGACCACUCCCUCAUAGGGACCAGCCCCAUAUCUCAAGUGAAACCACAGUGAGCCGGCGGCUCCAAGGUAGGCUCAAGCUACCUAGAAAGUCUUCGCCAGAAUUUCAUCAGGAAACGAGUUUGGAUAUCAGGGCAAGAGGGCCACAAAGCAACCCUAGUGGUUUUAUUGGAAGAAAUCAUGAGAGAUUGAAAAGGAGGCUUCCUGAGGUUAAUACUAUGGAGGGGAAAGAUUCGGUGGUCAAAGGUAAUGAAACCAGUAGCCAUUCUUUUAAUUUUGCUGGACCAAAGAGCCUUGCAGAGCUCAAAAGUGGGAAAGUUUCAGAUAGGGUUAAGAGUGAGGUUGUUGUAGGAGAAGAGAGUGCAAAGUUAGGGAAGGGUUUGUCUCAAGAAUCUGUUGGUUCUCUACCUUUUGAUGGCCCGAAGCCUUUGAGCAUGAUUUUGAAGGAAAAGAGGGAAAUGGGUUCAGGGAAUCCUGUGCUUCCAAGAAAACCUGAUGAAGCAACAGAGGUUGACAUAGAAGAGAGAACUCUAGCAGAGAAAGAGGGAACUCAGGUAGAGGGAGAAGGCACUCAUGUUUAUGAGAACCAGUCACCAGAAUCAGAGAAAGAGGAAAACACUUCUCCGAACGGUUGUAGAGAAGAACUCAAAGCCACAAUCCCUGGACGAACUGCAGAAACUGUAGAAUCAGAAAUACGUUUAAUCAGUGAUGGGCUCUCAUCACCACAAAGAAGAGAUGAUGUGGAGAUGAUUGAUGCUGAGGAAGACCCAGAAGGUGAAGCUUAUGAUCAGAGAGAAGGGGAAUCCGAUUAUGGGGCAUUAGAAGGGAGAGACUGGAAAAUGGGAGAAGAAAAUGCAGAUGAUAAUGCAGACCAAGAUGAUGAUUACUUGGAUGAUGAAGAUGGAGAUGACUUUGCCAGAAGGCUCGGGGUCAUGUUCUCUUAAAUUUAUAUCGAGAGACUUCAAAGCUAUUUAAUUUAAUUUACUGAUAUGCAAAUGUUUGCUUGCUCUAAAGAACAUCCCUGAUGUUGGCUUCUGUAUUUAACGGAAGACCUUUUUUUUUUGGCUGCUGAAUUUUAGGCUCACCAAGAACUGAUGUUGGAAGAGUUUAAAACUCUUGAGUUGUAUUGUUAUUGUAUUAGUUUGUUUUAAUGGCCUUUGGGAAAUUUAAAUUUAUGUAAACAAGUAGUGGAUCAGAAAUUUGAGGUGGAGUUUAAUUGCCCCA